AUGACCGAACUGAAAUCGACUAUCUCUGAAGAAAAUACGUUGGCUUCUAAGGGAUAUAAACUAAUAAAAUUUUUAGGAGAGGGUGCUUAUGCUAAGGUUUAUUUAACUGAAUACUCAAGAGAAGAAAAUAAAAAAUGUACACUCGCUUGUAAAGUGAUUGAAACUGCUAAAGCUCCAAAAGAUUUUGUCGUCAAGUUUUUGCCUCGAGAAAUAGAUGUUCUCAUAAGACUAAAUCACCCCCAUCUAAUUCACGUGCACAGCAUUUUUCAAAGGAAAACAAAAUAUUAUAUUUUCAUGAGAUAUACAGAAAAUGGAGAUCUUUUAGGAUACGUUUUAAAAAACGGAUGCGUCUCAGAGAACCAGUCACGAGUCUGGUUGCGUCAGUUAGCUGUAGGUUUACAAUACCUUCACGAAUUGGAGAUUGCUCACAGAGACAUCAAAUCCGAGAAUGUCCUUUUAACAGCUAAUUUUAACGUUAAGCUUUCGGAUUUUGGUUUUUCAAGAUUUUGUACUGACGACGACGAUCAACCGAUUUUAAGCGAAACCUAUUGUGGAUCGAUGUCAUAUGCAGCGCCGGAGAUAUUACGGGGCAAACCAUAUUUACCAAAACCAACAGAUUUGUGGUCAUUGGGAGUAGUUCUGUUUGUUAUGUUGAAUAAGUCGAUGCCAUUUGAUGAUACUCGCAUGAAAAAGUUGUAUGAGCAGCAGAUGGGCAAAAAGUAUAGGUUUAGAUCGCGUGUGGCGAGUGUUCUAUCUUUGGAAUGUAAAUCAGUUGUUAAACAUCUUCUGGAACCCGAUCCUGGACUCCGCUACACUUCGAAUCAAGUAAUUAAGUCUGAAUGGAUUGCUAUGGACAGUAGACUUACUACGUUAAAUGCUAUCGAAGAAGCUGCUUUAAACCGAGCUAAAGAAGAACGUAGAAGAUUGACAGAGUCACAUAAAAAUCUAGCAAAACGACAGAGUGAUAUUUGGGAGCGGACUCACAGAGAUUCUUCGUACAGAGCUAGUGAAAUGAUAAAGUCCUUGGCCAGUAUCACAGCAAAGCAAAAACGAGAAUAA
This is a messenger RNA of Parnassius apollo (apollo), 1059 nucleotides long. The record is from the annotation of a GenBank genome assembly. NCBI's taxonomy places the organism in Eukaryota, Metazoa, Arthropoda, Insecta, Lepidoptera, Papilionidae.